AUAGGCAGCAGACAAGCUCCAGCCCGCACACGGACCCCCCAACUUGCAGCCGGCCACCUCGCCCACAGCUCUGGCCCCACAUCUUCUACCACAACCAUGGCUCAGUCAUUGGCGCUGAGCCUCAUGGUUCUGGUGUUGGCUUUCUGCAUCCCUCGGGCCCAAGGCAGUGAUGGAGGGGCACAGGACUGUUGCCUCAAGUACAGCCGUAAGAGCAUCCCCUUCAAGGUUGUCCGCAGUUACCGGAAGCAGGAGCCAAGCCUGGGCUGCCCCAUCUCUGCUAUCCUGUUCUCUCCUCGGAAGAGCUCGCAUCCAGAGCUCUGCGCAGACCCUAAGGAGCCCUGGGUACAGAAGCUGAUGAAACUUCUGGACAAGCCACAGGCUCCAAGGAAACAAAGGCAGGGCUGUAAGAAGGACAAGGAUGUUUCCAAAACCGGCAAGAAGGGAAAGGGCUCCAAAGGCUGUAAGAGGACUGAAUCAUCACAGACUCCAAAAUGACCAUAAUCCAUCCAAUGGCCAGCCUGGAGCCUGGGAGGUUGCACCAGCUUCACUGGGGUUCAGAGCCCCCCAACGAAGGGACAGGAAGUGGGCCAAGAGAGAGAGAAGACUCAAGGACCCCAGAGCAGCCACCCCACGCUGGCCCUGCCACACACCUGCUCCUGCCACAGCCACCCCCAAACCCCGCCAGCUGCACACAUGGGGCCAGGCCCAAGAUGCAUGAGAGGAGUCUCCUAGAAGCAGGAGAGGAGGCAGCAGGACUGUCCCCUCAAGGAAACGUCACCCACAACUCUGGGCUUCCCCACUGCACCAUAUCUGCCUCAUAUAUAUAUAUAUAUAUAUAUAUGAUUUAUACCUAACUGAAUAAAAACAACUGCUCCAGCC
Molecule: messenger RNA, 879 nt
Organism: Erinaceus europaeus (western European hedgehog)
Lineage: Eukaryota; Metazoa; Chordata; Mammalia; Eulipotyphla; Erinaceidae
Gene: CCL21
Product: C-C motif chemokine ligand 21
Exons: 4
Coding region: 97-495 (132 amino acids)
Biological process (GO): lymphocyte chemotaxis; cellular response to tumor necrosis factor; monocyte chemotaxis
Cellular component (GO): extracellular region
Molecular function (GO): chemokine activity; CCR chemokine receptor binding
Source: RefSeq, a predicted model, not a curated record